Nilaparvata lugens (brown planthopper) is the source of this 5947-nucleotide messenger RNA. It is a transcript of the gene grh, whose product is annotated as protein grainyhead. NCBI's taxonomy places the organism in Eukaryota, Metazoa, Arthropoda, Insecta, Hemiptera, Delphacidae. Gene Ontology annotation, molecular function: RNA polymerase II cis-regulatory region sequence-specific DNA binding; DNA-binding transcription activator activity, RNA polymerase II-specific. The record is from RefSeq and is a predicted model, not a curated record. The transcript has 16 exons. Gene Ontology annotation, biological process: regulation of transcription by RNA polymerase II. The coding region runs from base 486 to 3047 and encodes 853 amino acids. Gene Ontology annotation, cellular component: nucleus.
UUUACCAGUACUCUUCCACACCAGGCACGUUACAGGUGUUGGAAAAUAUUGCGAAAGAUCAUCAGCUCGCUAGCCGGAGGUGCGCGCGCGUCAGUGCUCCAGUGCCACCCGCAGUUUUCCGGCAUUUUCCACUCGUGACCACUGUGCAAUUCUGGAUUUGUGCGUGAAACAUGUCAGUGUCUGUGAUUGAUUUACUUCUCAGUUCGUAAUAAAUUUAUCAAAACAAACAACAGUCGUCGGCUCGACCCCUGUAGCGGGCCGAGUGUUUUCCACCAGUGUUUGUCGUAUCUGCUAUAACGUCUUACUCGGGAAAUUUUGUUUGUCCCCCCGAAGUGCCUCCGCCCGUUUUUAAGACGAAGCCAAAAUUUUGGCAGCGCGGUCUGGACGACGACGAGGAUACCUGGUUCGAGGAGUACAAUAGUUUCAGGAGGCGGCGUGAGUCGACAGGAGGCGGUCAGGGUGAGGAGGAGGCGGAGGGGCGGCUGAUGGAGGGGAGUGAGGGGGGCCAGGGGGCCGUGACCGAAGAUGCGGGGGGCGGAGGGGGCGGUUGGCGUGCCUACUACGAGCACCCCCUCACGGCUGCCACCUCCGCGAUGCUCAACAUCGGCUCGUCUGGCGCCCCCGACGAGAUGGCUGCCCCGGCUGCGCCGCCCCCACUCGUCUACGAGUACUACAAGCUGCCGCAACUCACGGCCACCGACCGUGAUAAGCAGGCUGCUCUAGCCGACAUCUGGCCAGCUGGUACAGCAGGGACGGGCGCAGGCUCAGGAGCCCUUCUGACGUCACAGCUGAAAACGAUAAACGGCGUAGUCGGGGGCUCAGCCCUCGAACUAGGAGGGCCCCCCCUGGGAGACCUCGGUCUCUUCCUGCACCACCCCAAUUCCCACCCCAUCAAGCGGGAGCCCGAAGACCUCAGUCACCAUCGGAAGCAGUCAACGCAAAACGCCGCUGAUAAGGGCAGGCAUAAGGUGCUAGUGGUGACAUCGGGCGGCCAGGACCUGGUUGUUGAUGUGGUGAACAACAACACGACCGUAAAGGACGAGUUCGUGCACUCGCCGGCGCAGCGAUCGCUGAACGGGGGCGGCACACCCUCAUCAACAUCCUCCCUCAUCACCGGCGACGUCAACAGCGAACUGAUCGCCACCGCCGACGGACUCAAGCCGGCCGCCAUGUACAACAGUUCGCACAUUUUCACGACGGCCAUCACGCCGCAUGGCUCCAACACUCCCUCGCCCAUUCCCUACUCCGAGCACGGCCAGCAAUACACCACCACCGUGUCUCAGGCCACCACUGGAGGAUCGUUCACGGAGCCCUACUACCGCGGCGAGUACUUUGGCAGCGGAGGCGGCAGCGUGGACGCUGGCGGUGCCAGUCCCUACCGCAGCGUGGCGGGAGUGGGCGGCUACGAGAGCGGUGGCGUAGCGACGGGGGCGGGAGCGGGGGCGGCAGCCUUUGUGGAGCGCUACGUGCGGCAAAACAGCGCCGCCUACCACGGCAGUAAGGGUGUCAUCGCCGCCGCCGGCCUCACCGUCGACCUGCCGUCACCUGAUAGUGGCAUCGGGGCCGACGCCAUCACGCCUCGUGACCAGGCUCAAAUCCAACAGACGUUCGACUACACGGAAAUGUGUGGAGCCGGUCAACUGCUGGACGGUGGCAGUCGACCCGCGCAUGCGUCCCCCUCCCCCGGCGCCCGGUCACGGCCCUGGCACGACUUUGGACGCCAGAACGACGCCGACAAAAUACAAAUACCAAAAGUUUAUUCUCAACAUGGCUUCCGAUACUUCCUUGAGACACCGAUCUCGACCAAUCAGAGAAGAGAGGAUGACAGAGUCACGUACAUCAACAAAGGCCAGUUCUACGGAAUUACCAUGGAAUACACUCCAGACCCGGAUAAGCCUUUGAAAACACAAACUGUUAAGAGUGUUGUGAUGCUGAUGUUCAGAGAGGAGAAGAGCCCUGAGGACGAGAUCAAGGCGUGGCAGUUCUGGCAUGGCCGGCAGCACAGUGUCAAACAGAGAAUAUUGGACGCAGGUAUAGAUACCAAAAACAGUGUGGGACUCGUUGGCGUAAUAGAAGAGAUCUCUCAUAAUGCCAUUGCUGUCUAUUGGAAUCCAAUGGAGAGUCCUGCCAAGAUUAAUAUAGCAGUGCAAUGUUUAAGUACGGACUUCAGCAGUCAAAAAGGUGUUAAGGGAUUACCACUCCACGUACAAAUAGACACCUACGAAGACCACAGAGACGGACCAGUCUUCCAUAGAGGCUACUGCCAAAUUAAGGUUUUCUGCGAUAAGGGUGCUGAAAGAAAGACGCGUGAUGAAGAGAGACGAGCCGCCAAACGCAAGAUGACAGCCACUGGCAGGAAGAAGAUGGACGAACUGUACCAUCCACCCUGCGAGAGGUCCGAAUUCUACAGUAUGAGCGAUCUCGUCAAACCGCCUGUCCUUUUCUCACCCGCGGAGGACAUUGACAAGUCUCUUUCUGUUUUUCAGUUAACGUCGAUGGAGUUGCAGGGAUUCUACGGCCAUGAAACUGACACUUCAAGUUUAUCGAAUGGCGAGCCAGGAUCUCUGAAGCACUCGUCGCCUUUCCUCCUGCACUCGGGAAAAGCGCCAGGUGCAGCCACGCAAACUCUGAAAUUCCACAAUCAUUUCCCGCCAGACGCCCUCGACAAGAAGGACUUGGAUCAAAGUUUGACUACCGAUGGCACCGUCUUCUCGAGUCCCCCGCUGAAAAGGCCAAAAAUGGUGCCCCCCCUCAAUGAGAGGGUCAUGCUGUACGUGAGGCAGGACUCGGAAGAAGUGUACACACCUCUGCAUGUGGUUCCCCCCACCACAAGCGGACUACUCAAUGCUAUUGAGAAUAAGUACAAAAUUUCUACUUCAAGCAUUAGUAACUUGUAUCGAAAAAACAGAAAAGGGAUUAUAGCCAAAAUUGACGACGAGAUGAUCAAGUAUUACUGCAAUGAGGACAUGUUCUUACUCGAAGUACAACAUUCAGAUGAGAGUGAAGAAUUAAUAGACAUAAUUUUGGUGGAACUAAUGGAUCAUUAGCACGCGAAUGUGAAAUGAGUAAAUUAUUGUGAAUCAAAACUCGUGAUUGAAGAACCAUCGUGUCUUUCUUCAGUUGUUAAUCAAACAUGAUAAUUGGCUGAUCAGCGAUUACUGUAUUUAUUGAUUGAAUGAUGCUGAAAUGGACAAUCAGAUCACUUUUCCAAGAAGAGGAUAAUAAAUUUAUAGAUUUAUUCUUUGUAUGUAAAUUUUUGUUGAUUGUAUUAUUAUAUUUAUCGCAAUAUUAGUUGUAUAUCAUUUGCUCUUCGUGAAGGAUGGUGCAACUCAAAUGCCUUGAUGUGCCUACAACUUAUUAAUUGAAUGUUGAUGAAUUAUAUAAGUGGUUUACAAUGCAAUCUUUUUGAUUAGCGACUUAGCAUUUACAAUAUAGUGCAGAUGCAAUUUUAGUAUAAUACGGCUUAAAAUGGAUAGAAGGGUAGGAUAUUGUCAGUGCUUUAAAGACAUUGUGCUAUGUUGAUGAUUAAGAUCAUUGUCUGUUGAAUAUUCGUAUUUUAAAUGUUGAUUUUGUGUACCUAGGCAUUUUGAUUGGAAGUGGUUAGGUUGAAAUUGAAUGCGAUAUAUACUAUCGACCAAUUCUGGUUCGAUUCAUGAAAGAAUGCGCCUGUAUCUGAAAUAAAUUUGAUGAUUUUAAUCGACGAAAUCUUGCCAGAUCUUGUGCUAAUGAACUCAUUAGUUUUAGUUAUUGUUUUUAUUACUAUUGUUGUAUCUUUUAUUUACGUUAUUGUGUUAUUCCUUUGAAUGACAGCUAUGAGUGAUGAUGCAGUCGAUAAGUUGUAUAAACUACGAGCUGUUUCAAUUGUGUUAUCUAUUUCAAUGUUCAUGACAGAGUGCUCAAUUUUCAUCAUCUUCUGAAUAGGUAGUUUUAAAUUGAAUUGCAACAAUUUUUUUCUUUUGAAAGAAUGAAAUUCUAACAUGACUUUCGUCCAUCUUAAUAUUUAUUUGAAUUUAUCUGAAUUUAGGUUUAGGUAUGAUCUCAUAACACCAAUGGUGAACUUUGAAAGCCAUAUAUGUAAUAGAUUAAAGACGAGAAUCAAAACUUGAUAAGUUGUUUGAAACGACCAAAAACAAUAUUGAUUUUGCAAACGUUUCAUUCAAUAGAUCACACUGGAUAAUUUGCGGGAUAAGCUACAAGUGCAAAACUAGUAGGCUUUGAACAUUGACAGUUUUCUAAAAUUCAAAACGUUUAUUGGGAAUUCAUUUUGAAUGUUUAUUCAUUUUGAUUUUGAUAAAUAAUUAGCUCUUCCCUGUAAGGAGAGCUUCAUACUGUUAUCAAUCUGAAUUCAAGCUGGCAUAGACUGGUAUACAAGAAAUAGGACAUUUUGAAAUCAAAAUUAAAUUAGAGCAAUGCUGAACAUGGAUUAACUUGUACAAAUUUAAUAAUAUGGAAAUCAAUCUAUCACUGGACUUGUGCUUCAAGUAAGUGAAUGUAAUAUAAUUAUUGAUUUUAUUCCAUUUUUCCAUCGAUAAUGUUAUUGUUAUUUCAUAACGUCCGCGUGAGCUGUGUCUAGGUGGUAAUUUUUCGAAUUUUAAAGUGAUUUUCUACAUUUAAGUGUUCUAUGUUUUACAAUUAAGUGUUCUUUUAAUUUAUAAAAGUAUCUAAAUACUUUUCUCAUAUUGUUUCAUGCUCUCUUUUUUUAAUAUAUAAUUGGGAAUUGUUAACUUAUCUAUUAUAUUUUCCGUUCAUGUAAGUAGUUAGAGUAGGGAAUAAACGAUUUCCAAGAGCUAUAUUCCAAUAUAUAUUUUAAACAUCAAAACUUUUAUCUAGUUAGAUGUAUUCAAUGUAAAAAUAGUCUAGAAUGUAUCCAAAUUAUCGAUAUUUUAUCUGAGCUCUCUAUUAUUAUCAUCAUAUUUUUGUAAAUUUCAUGACAAAUAUUUCUCAUUAAUUUAAGAAUGUAAUUUUAUUUUUUGAAUAGUGAUAUACUAUUGAAAUCAAAACUGGUGAACUAUUAUAAUUUAGGGAAAUUUGCAAUCGACAAUGUAAAUCAAAUAAUUCUAACAACCUUAUCCAGGAACCGUGAACCAUUGCCAUUCUUAAUGUUAAACCUUGUUAUGAGAACUAAAACAUUCCAGGACAUCUCAUAUAUGUAUAUCAUCCUUGAAUGGAAAAAGAAGUAGUUAAGAUUUAAUUAGUCUGUAUUCAGAUUUUAGACAAGUUGAGAUAGGAUAAUUACAAAACCAUACUCCAAUACUUUACAAUUUUUAUAUUAUGAUUACAAUAGUAAUAUUGUAUAAUGUAUCUAUAAAUUUGCUCAAUUUUACAUCCUAUUCCAUCAUCAUAGCAAUACGUAAUGGAGAAGAAAUCCAUUGUAAUGACAAUUUUUUAUUUUGAACUACCUUAUUAUAAAAAUGUGUAGCGUACUGCACAAUUUUUCCAAACAUUUGCGUUAUUUAGACGUCACUGGUUAUGCUUUACAAUUUAUAUUAGAAUAUAAACUCUUUUCUAAUAUUUUGAGGAUAAAUAAGACAAAUUCGCAUUGAUUUCUGGAAUGGAAUAUUACAAAUAAAUUAAUUUUCCCUUUCAAUAGGAAUUUAUUGUGAAAAUGAAUUUUCGAGCAUCACAAUUUUCCAUCGAUCUAAAGACUCCAAUGAAAGUGCCAUGUUUUUGUAUAAUAUACAGAAUUUCUGAAUAUUUCUUCAUGAUUUACUAGUGAUCAAGCAUUGUAUAAAUUGUUUCAUAGAAAUUGUUUACCUCUCAGUGCAUUUAUUAGGAGGACAAUAAUAGUAUUAUUGUUCAUGCUCAUUAUCAUAAUUAUAAUAUAUUUAGAUGAAUUAUUUUGAGAAAACCUUUGUUUCAGUUAAGAAUUGUAACCACUCAUAGUGUAUGUUUAAAAUUGUUAUAUUGUACAAAUCUGAAUUAUUACAUAAAUACAUUUAUUUUAAAA